AAUGUGGUGGAGUGCUGACCAGGGCAGGGUUCCACCAGAAAACAAGGAUGGUGCUUGAUGUUGACAGCUUUUACAUCAUUGCUGCAGAGUAUCUACAAUGCUCAUCCUGUGGUGCUAAGGUUAUCUCUUGGGCACAUAACAUCAUCAAUCAGCUUGGUAUUGACCAUCAAAUACGUUUUCCAUGCAUCCUGACUGCCAAGUUUGCCUGUGAUCGUAAGGUGGUAGAGCUACUGUGGCAUCGAGGCCUGGGUAACAGCAGUAGUUUGUUGCGUAGGCAGUUAGAGGAGGAGCAUGGAGAUCGCUAUCUCAAGGCGGUCCAUCAUUAUCUGACUGAGUGUCGACGAUUCCAGAGAGCAAAUCUGCCAUGUGGGCCACAAACGUUGGCAACGAGCAUGGGCAAGUCAUCAUGACAGUUCUCACUACAGGGGAAGGACAGGGUUUGAGGGAUAUGAUUGAUUGUGUGUCAUUGAUUGCUAUCGUCGUGCCAAUGUUGACCCUCCUGGACUUCAAAUGUAGACAGAGGCUGUUGUGGCGGCUCUGCUAUUGCCAAGUACUUUGAUGACUGGCCAUUCCUGCAAGUUGGACUGGAUAUUUGGCAUUUCAUGCGACGCUUAUCUUCAGGGUGUACAACUGAUGCUCAUCCCCUGUAUGGGGUUUUUAUGGGGCGUCUAAGUCAUUGCAUCUUUCGCUGGGAGGAGGAAGAUAUCUGCCUACUGAAAAACGCAAAGCGUUUGGAAAUGAUCAAACGUCAUAUUCCAAAUCCCAGCGAUUCUGAUGUAAUGCAGGCGCUCCAGAGGGAAGAGCUAGCUCUCCACUGCAGGAGAAGGACUCGUCGCGCCGAUGAGGCUGAACGUCUUAUUUUGAAACUGAUCAGUUCCAUGGAUGGUGACAAGGGCCUGGAUAUUCUUGGUGUGCCCCUCAUCAGCACUGAGAAAAUGAGACAUUUGGCAACAGCAGAGUUGACAUGUUGGUUGUAUCCAGGACCCUGAAGCUAUCCAGUUGUACACCUGCACGGGUACAUUGGUUAAGGGAGGUGUAACACUCCCAACUUUCAGAUGCUCCAGAGGAUCGAGUCUGGAGAGUUUCCAUUUACAUAUGGCUAGAUUUAUCCCCGGUACUGUUGCCAAUGAUGUAAACUUUCAGGUUUACCUCCUUGAUGGUGUGUACAGGUGGAAUGAGGACAGAAGACGGGAUGCCUUAACCAGUAAAGGAGGAGCUGAUCCCAUCUCCUAUGAUGGUCCACUGCAGCAAGCAGUCAACAAGCUGUCGUCAGAGGUGCCGGGGAAAACAUUUUGUCCAAAUUUUGUGCCACCAAAAAAGUAUACGGCUCAGCCAUCCGGUAUGCCUCCUGUGACCUCUGCUUCUGAGCGCACCAUUGACACAACGGCUGUUUUAAGUACAGGUGUUGAACAGCUUCAAGAGUCAGGAAAGGAGAUGACCUUAUCAUGUGAGCCCACAGUUGAUGAUGUCAGAUAA
This is a messenger RNA of Liolophura sinensis, 1476 nucleotides long. RefSeq lists its product as uncharacterized. The transcript has 6 exons. Lineage: Eukaryota; Metazoa; Mollusca; Polyplacophora; Chitonida; Chitonidae. Bases 1096 to 1476 code for a protein of 126 amino acids. The record is from RefSeq and is a predicted model, not a curated record.